Molecule: messenger RNA, 681 nt
Organism: Cephus cinctus (wheat stem sawfly)
Lineage: Eukaryota; Metazoa; Arthropoda; Insecta; Hymenoptera; Cephidae
Gene: hoip
Product: NHP2-like protein 1 homolog
Exons: 2
Coding region: 155-538 (127 amino acids)
Biological process (GO): maturation of SSU-rRNA; mRNA splicing, via spliceosome
Cellular component (GO): small-subunit processome; precatalytic spliceosome; nucleolus
Molecular function (GO): RNA binding
Source: RefSeq, a predicted model, not a curated record
AUGAAACAUUUACUCAUAUCAUUAGAGUGUAUUAGAACCACGAAAGUUAAUUGCGUGCGUUGAGUGUUCUGUGUUUUUAUCCUAGCGUAAGCCACGCUCAAGGCACGUUUCGUGUGAAUAGCCACAGCGUUAGUAAUAACUUCACGAAACAAAAAUGACGGACGAAGUCAAUCCAAAGGCUUAUCCCUUAGCAGACGCCACGUUGACUGCAAAAAUUUUAAACUUGGUUCAACAAGCUAUGAAUUACAAGCAACUACGCAAGGGAGCUAAUGAAUCUACCAAGACUCUCAACAGAGGCUUGUCAGAGUUUAUUGUGAUGGCUGCAGAUUCUGUGCCAUUAGAAAUUUUAUUGCAUAUUCCAUUGCUUUGCGAAGACAAAAAUGUCACUUAUGUCUUUGUACGCAGUAAACAAGCAUUAGGUCGUGCUUGUGGUGUAUCCAGACCUGUUGUUGCCUGCAGUAUUACAGUCAACGAAGGCUCUCAACUCAAACCCCAGAUUCAGGCUAUACAACAAGAAAUCGAACGGCUCUUUGUCUAAAUAUUAAUGUAUCUAAUUUUUGUUAUAUUCCAAAUUAUGAAAAGACAGGACUGUAAUUCUGUAGAAUUCAUAUUUUUCAUUGUAACAUUUCAAUAUAAGGUAAUUAAGAAACAGUAUGGUUAAAAAAAUUGCUAUAAAAUAUC